This is a messenger RNA of Brachypodium distachyon (stiff brome), 2241 nucleotides long. RefSeq names its product probable protein phosphatase 2C 48. Bases 455 to 1477 code for a protein of 340 amino acids. NCBI's taxonomy places the organism in Eukaryota, Viridiplantae, Streptophyta, Magnoliopsida, Poales, Poaceae. Gene Ontology annotation, molecular function: protein serine/threonine phosphatase activity. The transcript is spliced from 3 exons. Gene Ontology annotation, biological process: protein dephosphorylation. The record is from RefSeq and is a predicted model, not a curated record.
CACCUCUGGCUCUGCUUCAAUUCUUCUUUCCACCUCUCGCUUCUCCCUCUCCUUUAAAAGCCCCCUCCAAAGCUUUCACUCCACCUCACACCACAACUCGCACCUCCCUCCUUCCUUCUUUGGUUGCCCGGCCUAGCUUCUUCUGUACUGUCUUCCUUGGUGAAGUCGAUCCGAUCCUAUCCAUAUCCAGCCCAAGCUCGUCUCUUCACUCCAAAGGAACACCCUGAAACAAGAAAGAUCCAGGAGAAACGGUCGAUCGGGACAUCUCCUAAGCUAAAGACACCGCGCGUGCAGCUCCUCUAUCCAUAUCGCCCGCCAUGGCCGGUCUCUGCUCUCUUCUUAUCCGUGAACACCACCAAUCACCGAGGAAUUAAUAGAGGAAGGAGAAGAAGCUCUCGCGUCAAACUAGUAGAAUCAAUCAGCCGAGAGGCGGGGUCUGUGUUGGCUAGCGAGAAUGCGGCAGAUCUCGUCGAUGCUACAGGGGCUGGCCCGGUCGCUGGCCGUGGGGAAGGAGAAGAAAGGCGGCGGGGACGAGAAGGGGACGGUGCUGCGGACGUCGGGGACUCUGUGGGGCGAGGGCUCCGAGACGUUUGCCGCCGUGUGCUCCCGCCGCGGCGAGAAGGGCAUCAACCAGGAUUGCUCCGUCGUCUGGGAGGGAUUCGGGUGCCAAGAGGACGGUAUUUUCUGCGGCGUCUUCGACGGGCACGGCCAAUGGGGCCACUACGUCGCCAAGGCCGUCCGGGAGUCGCUGCCGCCGUCGCUGCUGCGCCGGUGGCAGGAGGCCGUGGCGCUGGCGUCGCUCAUCGACGGAGAGAAGAAGCUCUCGGACUACCAGCUGGACCUCUGGAGGCAGUCCUACCUGGCCGCCGCCGCGGCCGUGGACGAAGAGCUCCGACGAAGCCGGCGCCUGGACGCCGUCAACAGCGGCUGCACGGCGCUGUCCGUCGUCAAGCAGGGCGACCUGUUAGUGAUCGCGAACGUGGGCGACUCCCGGGCCGUCCUGGCGACCACGGCGGACGACGGCGGGGUCGCCGCCGUCCAGCUCACCGUCGACUUCAAGCCCAACUUGCCAAAGGAGAAGGAGAGGAUCAUGGAGUGCAAGGGGCGAGUGCACUGCCUGCGGGACGAGCCGGGCGUGCACCGUGUGUGGCUGCCCGACCGAGAGGCGCCGGGGCUGGCCAUGUCGCGGGCGUUCGGCGACUACUGCGUCAAGGACUACGGCGUCAUCUCGGCGCCGGAGGUGACGCAGUGGAGGAUCAGCGGAAGGGACCAGUUCGUGAUCCUGGCCACAGACGGGGUAUGGGAUGUGCUCUCCAACGAGGAGGCCGUGCGGAUCGUGGCCGCGACGCCGGACAGGGAGAAGGCGGCGAAGCGCCUCGUGGAGUGCGCCGUCCGGGCCUGGAGGCGCAAGCGGCGCGGCAUCGCCGUCGACGACUGCUCCGCAAUCUGCCUCUUCUUCCACUCGCCGCCGUCCUGAUUGAACAGAACCGUGGGCUUUGUGCAUCGACGUCAGAAGGAAGAAUGAGGAAAAAGCAAGAACACAUUCACAUUCCUUGUGUCGCUGUCAGUCUGAGACUCAUCGCAGGAAUCAGAAUUCAGAAGGCGCAGUUUGUCUCAUGAUUGUGACGCUGCACGAUUGGCCUUUUGGCCUGGACUGGACGUACGAUGGGCAAGCCGCUUGCUGGUCGAUCACCGAAAAUUCUCCAGAUUUCACACACACACACACACACUCGAACGUUGGGCGUUGCCAAAAUGUUUGUACGAGAACCAACGACAGCCACAAGCAAAAUUCCCAAGGGAACGGGAUGUAUUUUGUCCUCAUUUUAUUCGUGUAUGACGCUCUCUCGGUUAACACUGGCCUCUGGGCGGCAUAUGCCUGCCAAAAGUAUGGUCUGCGUGUAUGACCCAACAGUCGGAAUUAGUUUUGACGUCGACGGCCACCGGACGCACCGAGCCAGCAAGCUCACGACAAUGGAUUUGGGCAUUGGCUUGAGAAAGAACUGAACGCGUGUUUCUUCCGUGCUUUUUAGCACCAGAGGGGGGAAAAGACCAGGACAAGUUGACAAGUGAUACAGAGAUGGCGAAUGGGCAGUGAUGUGUGAGCACGGUAGAGUGGACUUUGUUCCAGCUCCAGAAUGUAACUCAGGAGACUCCGUUGGUCGGGCAUCGAAGAAUAAUUGUGCGGCCUCCAGAAUCCAGUAACAUCCGAUCCAAAUUGAUUUUAAAGAUUUUUUAAUUCUA